Messenger RNA from Caenorhabditis auriculariae, 1978 nucleotides. Lineage: Eukaryota; Metazoa; Nematoda; Chromadorea; Rhabditida; Rhabditidae. The record is from the annotation of a GenBank genome assembly.
AUGGCUCAGGGUGAAGCUCAGGGCUUGAGGAAGAACAAAAGUGACGUGAAUGACCUCACAAAACACUGUCAGGUGGCGCCCCAGCCCGUGCGAAGAAAUUCAAAAUACUGGUUGGUUCUUUUAAGGAUGAUGAAAAAUUUAAAAUUGUCAAUUAAUGAAAAAAAAAAAUCAUUGAGAUCUUGAAAGACUUUCGAAGAAGAUUCGGAUCAUCUAUUCAUAUGACUAAAUUUUUGGAUGUAUACUAAAAAAGCCGCAAUAAAGUCCCAAGCUCCUAACUCGGGCGCUCGUUGGAAAUUGGAAAAAAAUUUUUUUGAAUAGUUUUCAACAAUUUUUCAUGGCAAUAGUCAUUCUUAUCAAAAAGAUAACGACGUUUUUUUCUAAAAAUUAUUCACAUCGAGAAAAAAAUGAUUAAAAAAAAUAAAAAAAUUUCCUUGAAUUGACUAGUUUAGGUGCUUAGGAGUCAUUGCGGCUAGUUUUUGGACUAGUUUAAUUCAUCUCUACUUGACAAAGUUUUUUUCGUAAGGAAGAAAAAAAUUUUUGGACGGAAAAAUCGACUUCUACAUGUUGACCGAAAUUGAAAAAAAUAAUAAUAUACAGAGAAUUUGAAUUCAAAAAAAUGAUUCGAACCCUCGUCUCAAGUUCCUUAACUUUAUUUUUUUCAGCUACUUGACCAACCAGCCCUUUGAUGAUCUUUGCAUGAGCUUGGGAAACGUAUCAGGUUGUGUACAAAUAAUUAUUUUUUUCUUUUUUUCAAAUUUAAAUAGUAGAAGGAAACAACUGAUGUAAUUACCAUCUACCUGAAAGCGUAAAACAAGGAACCCAUUUUUUAUUAAAUUUGAAGCUCUAAAAAUGGUUCUUCAAAAACAUUUGCGAAAAGCUAGAUUCAACCUAGGAUCCUCCACAUAACUAUAUGGCCACUCGUAAAGUUUCAAGUUUUUUUCUUCUGAAAAGGUGAAUUUGAACAUGAUUCGAAAAAACUUGCAAGAAAUCCACGAAAUUAAAAGUUGCAAUAAGGAAGGAAAUUUUUUUCAAAAGAUGACUCUAUAGUUAUGUGAUAUUACAAUCUCAAACUCUGAGAACUAAAAAAAAGCGUGUUGACCAUAAUUUUAAUGCCUGAAAUAUGGUGAAUUUUUGGUGAAUUCUUGUAACUAAUUUAAAUCUAAUUUAACAACUAUAGAUGCACCUCUCAAAAAAAAAAAUCAAUAAAUUACCGAAUGAACUAAACUCCUCCCCAUGUUUACAAAGCAAAUUGAAAAAAUUAAAACUAAAAGUUGAGUACCAAAAGUUUUGAAAAGUGAAUAGACUUUCUGUAGCCUCUUUUUGAAUACCACUCACUGGGAUGUAGCUAUAAAAUUUGAUCUAGACUUAAUUUUUUAGCUUCUUUGUGAGCUGCUUGCGAAUGCUUGUGGAGGAACGCAUAAGUUUCUGAUUAAAACUGAAAAAAAAAGAACGACUUCAUGUUGAAAAUCCAGAUCUGAAGCUGUUUGAGAGCUGCUAGAGGUAAGAAAAGGUGAGUUUUUGAAAUCAAAAAGCAAAUAUUACAAGGUCCCCGUCGAAGACUUAAGAAAAAAAAAUUGUAUGUUUUUUGACAGUUAACAAACAGCUUCAACCGUCCGCUCAGCCUCUUUUUCAUCAAAGUUACGUCCUAAAAAAUAAAGACCAAUACCUAGAGAAAAAAGAAACAGAUUUAUUCGCACACAACCCAAUACUAGACGCCACCAUCGACACGACGAGCUUGGAAGGAGGGAAAAGCCUCGCCCCACAGGACCCCCACCUGGCAGAGAAAAAAGCGCAUGUGUGCUCGGCUGCAACCGACGAGAGAGCACAUGUGGAGACGCCAGACUACAGCUCUCCACUUUUUGGGCGCUCUCUAAGGUCAGAAGAAGCCGAGGAAAACAGUCGUCUUUUUCUCUGCGCCGCCACCGACCAAAGGCCCGAACCGCAACAUUCACACGAGAGGACAACACAAGCACAAUGA